UCAAGCAAAUACACAGGAUGUGGAGCAACAGCUGCCGCUUUAUUCCUGCUCUCCUGCGGAACCUUGGUGGUUUUUUUACUUGAUAAUUUUAGAGUUCAAAAUAAACAUCAGUAAAAUGAGAUUGGAAAAUUAUGACACACAAUCUUCACUCCCUUUUCCUUCCAUACACGCGCACGUGCAUUCACAGUCACCUUGUUUACAGAGGAAAGAUCAACCCUUGGCUAGUUUUCUGUUAUGAAUUUCAAACACACAAAGUAUCUGAGUAAACCAGCAAGCACCCUCCCAGCCCAGUUAUCUUUACUGAAGAAGGGAGAGGUUUACCCCGAACACUUCAGAUUGGGGGAAGGGCUCUCUGAGGGCAUUUUGUACAUUUACCAUUUUUAGGUAAAAUCAUGCUUUUAUUUUCUCCAGGUCUAAUACUAGCUGUCAUUUGCUGCUGUUUGUAUUUUGGUGAGGAAAAUCCUGCUAAAGUUUGAGGACAUGAUGGGGAGGUAAUUGGUCCAUUACCCUUCACAUGUUAAAAAAAAAAAAGGAUUACAUUGAUGUUAUUUUUGUUUCCUACUUACAUCCAGGCUUGCUCCCACCUCACCUUCGAUGUGCUUAAGCUCAAAAUUUACCUUGGUUUAAAAUAUGCUGUCUGGUUGAGGUAUCUACAAAUGUUACCCUAUUCCCUUUUCCAGUAGCAUUUAAUUUACAAAAGGUAAUUCUGAAGCUGUGAUUUUGCAAGAACAUAAGAAUGUAAAUGAAGCCACAUUAAUUUCCAGCUUAACAGGAACAUGAGGGGUAAGAGGGAAGCAGUGCUUGCUAAAUAGAAAAAGCAAAAGUAUGGAGAAACAAUAAUUUUGCAUUCCCUUUAAGGACCCCAUCUGACUCCUAGGGCUGGCUCCAGGCACCAGAGCAGGAAGCAGGUGCUUGGAGUGGCCAAUGGAAAGGGGCGGCAUGUCCGGGUCUUCGGUGACAAUUUGGCGGCGGGUCCCUCAUUCUCUCUUCGGGGGUAGGACCGGCUGCCGAAUUGCUGCCGAAGAAUGAAGCGGCACGGUAGAGCAGCUGCCGAAGUGUGGCCAAUCGUGGCUUUUUUCUUUUCCCCCCUCUUUGCAGCUUGGGGUGGCAAAAAAGCUGGAGCCGGCCCUGCUGACUCCUAUGGAAAGGCGCUUGUUAACCAUAAAUAAUGUGGUAGAUUGGAAUGGUCACUGCACACUAUCUCUUGAAUUGAAAUAUUUUGGCAUCUGCCUCUCCCCUUUUAGGUUGGUGCUGCGGUGGAGUGAAUGUCUUCGUGGCAAAAUUGUUACCUUUUAUAUUGUUGUGAAAAGAUGGCAUGAGCCUCAAGAAUGGUCAGAAUCACCUGUGUCAAUAUUUGGGGUGAAAAAGAAGAACUAUAGUUUUUUGUCAGAUUGUGGUGGGUGCAGUCCGUAUACAGCUAUGCCAGUUCUCAAUUUGUUUUUCUGUUAAGGUAUGGAACUAAAGAGUCAUUCUGGCUUCUAUGUAGCAGGGAAUUGAUAAUGUUGAGUGUGGUGCAAGAGGCAUUUGAGGCCUCUUUUCACAAGUGAUUUCUGAAGCAAGUUCUGCUUCCUUAUGUCUCAGUUGAUUAGGGUGGCAACUUCCAGUCCACUCUGUCCUUCCUACGUCUGCCAAUUUCCAGUUGCUCUGGCGUAGGAUUUAGCCUAGCAAAAAAGGUGUUGUAAAAGGAAAUCUGAAUCUGGGUUAGCCUCCCUGCUUGAUUUAAGAAUGUAUUGAAUUACAUAUAGAAGGAAAAUGGCUCUAAGGAGAUCCUGUAACAAAAAACUUUUGAAUCUGAAAUCUAAGACCAAAAAACUCACCUAAUUCACUACAUCUUCAGAGCAUAGAGAACGGUACUGUGGUGAUUAAAUACUCAUAUUGUGUAUGGAUGGCUUUCUGAAUUACAGAGCUUCUCUGAACAGAAAUUACUCACUUCCUUGCAGUUUAGAUGUUCAAUCUUCAUACCAGUUUUAAAAAAAAAAUUCUGGACCCACUGAGAGAGAACAUAAUGAAACGGUUCCAUCCCCAGUAAACGGGAAUGCUCUCCUUUUAUAUAAGAUUCAUUCUUUCCCAAGUCUCUUAUCAUUGAGGUGCUUGGGGCAGCCUAGAUCAAAAAUGUGCAUUUUUUCUCUGCUCUUUGAUCCUCUUUCUUGAGCAUGUUUGAGGGAAGAGAGAGGGGCAGGAAAAUGCCUAUGUUCAGGUUAAAUCUGAUGCGUGCCUGUGAUUUAGAAGAUGCUUCUUGGUAGACAAUUGUGAGCUGUGGGGGUGGGCAUCAUGUGUGGUCUUCAUUGUAAAUCUACUUUUAUAGUUUUAUGUCCAGAAAACAAAGAUGCCAAGAAAUUGCUCUGGCUCGAUUUCAGAGCAUGUUAAACCCUAAAGUUGGAGGCCCGUGUUGUUUGAUGCGAGCCCUAAUAAAACUGCCCCCAACACAGGAGGGUAAACUAUCAAACCAUAUGCCUGUUUUUGGUGUGGCUUCUGUAAUGAGUUGUGUUGUAUUCUCAUUGCCAGUGUGACAUGGGAUGGACACCCCAAAGGUAAGCAUUUCAAACAUAGUCCCGAAUCCUGUGGGGCACUCAGCCAACAACCACUAGAGUGCACUCACCAAAUUGGGAGGGGUAACUGAUUUCCAACGGUUCAGCUGUGCAUGCACUGGGGGAGGAAUUUUUAGGCACAAAGUUUAGAGGGUGGAGCUGUUCCUGACUUCAGGAGGGAGGUCUGCCGUGCGUCUCUGCAGAGUGUUUGCACUCUGUGUGUGUCUGCGUUCUCAUAGGAAGGGAUUUGUGAUCUGACUGGACAAAGUUUCAUUAUACUAGUGAAGUUCCCAAGCCUUUUCUACUUUGAAGAGUUUAAGAAUUCCUUCUGACACACUCUUCCUGGAGGAAGAAAUGCCCCAUCACAGCGUUCUUCGCCUGGUCCUGCUGAUGCUCUCUGGAGUUGUGGUCCCUGCUGUUCUAACAGCAGAGUAUCCCCAAGGACCUGCCCCCACGCUGUGGAACGAGCCGCCGGAGCUGCCGUCAGGAGGGGGCCCCUUUGAUGCUGCCACCACCAUGGGUCGCUUCUCGGACUCUACAGCCUUCCCCCCGUACACCUCGGAGUAUGAGCCUGAGGACACCACCCACCUGCACCGUCUGGAUGAUAACGGGUCUCUGGGUCCUGGAGCCAUCAGUGCCAUCGUAAUCGCUGCUCUCCUAGGCACGUCUGUGAUUGUGGCCCUGAUCGUCAUCACCCUGCGAAAAUUCUCUGCCUCCUGA
This is a messenger RNA of Malaclemys terrapin pileata, 3248 nucleotides long. It is a transcript of the gene SNORC, whose product is annotated as secondary ossification center associated regulator of chondrocyte maturation. The coding region runs from base 2883 to 3248 and encodes 121 amino acids. Lineage: Eukaryota; Metazoa; Chordata; Testudines; Emydidae. Gene Ontology annotation, biological process: cartilage development. The record is from RefSeq and is a predicted model, not a curated record. Gene Ontology annotation, cellular component: cell periphery. The transcript is spliced from 3 exons.